CAGCCAGACUGUUGAUCUCCUCAUGCAAGAAUCAGGAUGUCGCUUAGAGCAUUCUGCGGCUACCAAGUUCCGCAACCAUGUCAUGGAAGGAGAGUGGGACAAGGCGGAGAACGAUCUUAAUGAACUCAAGUCCUUAGUGCACACUCCUCAUUCAGUAAUGGCAUGUCGUCCUGCUGCUGGAGGUUCGGGGAGUGAUCAUUCCUCCUCAUCCUGCCCCACUACGGAUGUCAUCCGGCGGAUGAAGUUCUUAUUGCUGCAGCAGAAGUACCUGGAAUACUUGGAAGACGGCAAAGUCCUGGAAGCACUGCAAGUCUUACGCUGUGAGCUGACACCACUGAAAUACAAUACAGAGAGGAUUCAUGUCCUCAGUGGGUAUUUAAUGUGUAGUCAUGCUGAAGACCUUCGUGCAAAAGCAGAGUGGGAAGGUAAAGGGGCAACAUCACGCUCUAAACUUCUCGAUAAACUACAGACAUACUUGCCACCCUCGGUCAUGUUGCCCCCCAGACGCCUGCAAACUCUGCUACGUCAAGCGGUUGAGCUGCAAAGAGACCGGUGCCUCUAUCACAAUACAAAACUUGACAACAGUCUGGAUUCUGUGUCCCUGCUUAUUGAUCAUGUCUGCAGCAGAAAACAGUUUCCGUGCUUCACACAACAAGUCCUCACAGAGCACUGUAACGAAGUGUGGUUCUGCAAGUUCUCCAAUGAUGGCACUAAACUAGCAACAGGAUCAAAAGACACAACUGUUAUUAUAUGGCAGGUUGAUCCAGACACACACCAGCUCAAGUUACUCAAGACUUUAGAAGGCCACGCUUAUGGAGUUUCCUAUCUUGCCUGGAGCCCCGACGACAACUAUCUUGUUGCUUGUGGUCCAGAUGACUGUUCUGAGCUGUGGCUAUGGAAUGUACAGACUGGUGAGUUGAGAACGAAAAUGAGCCAGUCCCACGAAGACAGUUUGACAAGUGUGGCCUGGAAUCCAGAUGGGAAGCGAUUUGUAACUGGUGGACAGCGGGGGCAAUUCUACCAAUGUGACCUGGACGGCAACCUGCUGGACUCCUGGGAGGGCGUGAGAGUGCAGUGUCUGUGGUGCUUAAGUGACGGCAAAACUGUUCUGGCAUCAGACACGCACCAGCGGAUCCGGGGCUAUAACUUCGAGGACCUCACAGAUAGAAACAUAGUACAAGAAGAUCAUCCUAUCAUGUCAUUCACAAUAUCAAAAAAUGGAAGACUAGCAUUGUUAAAUGUAGCUACUCAGGGUGUUCAUUUAUGGGACUUGCAAGAUAGAGUUUUAGUGAGAAAAUACCAAGGCGUGACGCAAGGCUUUUACACAAUACACUCAUGUUUUGGCGGUAACAACGAAGACUUCAUCGCCAGCGGCAGUGAAGAUCACAAAGUGUACGUGUGGCACAAGCGCAGCGAACUGCCCAUCGCAGAGCUGACCGGACAUACGCGCACAGUAAACUGUGUGAGUUGGAACCCUCAGAUUCCCUCACUGAUGGCCAGUGCUUCUGACGAUGGUACUGUUAGAAUAUGGGGACCAGCACCUUACAUAGACAACCAGGACUUUGAAGGUAACUAUGUGACAUAUUAA
Messenger RNA from Staurois parvus, 1588 nucleotides. Lineage: Eukaryota; Metazoa; Chordata; Amphibia; Anura; Ranidae. The record is from the annotation of a GenBank genome assembly.